CUAGAAUCUUCCAUCUUUUCAUGCGCCAGUUAGUCACCAUUUUGUCAUCGUUUGAAGUUCUACUUGCACGUGUCACGUGUAUAUCAAUCUAAAUCAUCGUGUUCUUGUGGUUAUUUUAAAUUAAAAUAUUUUUAAAUUUUGUGGUUAAACAGUUUUAACAAAUAUCAAUUAAAAUGAGCAGUGCACGAGGUAAAUGGAGUUCUCAGGAUACUAUAAGUUUUCUUGAAAUGUACGAACAACAUAGGUGUUUGUGGGAUGUUCAUUCUGAGGGUUACAAAGACAGGAAUACACGAAUAAAUGCAUAUGAAGCUAUGGCAACAGCAAUGGAAAUUGAUGGAUUCCUGGUAGAGGAUGUUAAAGCUAAAAUACGUUCACUGAGGAAUGCUUACACCUUGGAAUUAGCCAAGAUUUUAAGAAGCAAAAAGUUAGCAGCAGGUCCUGAUGACGUAUAUAAGCCGAAAUUACCAUGGUUCCCAGUUGCUGAUAGAAUUUUGAAUGGAGUGGUUCAAUUAAGAGAGAUACAACCAACAGAGAUUGGCGUUGCAGAUUCAGAAACACAAUCAAGCGUUAACGAUGUCGUAGAGACUGUUAUGGUUGAUCCUACUCCACCAACUGCUGUUCCCGGCGUUAGUACAGAGGCCAUACCUAGUACUUCUAAACGCACAUUUACAAGUGAUACUGCGGAGCCUGCACGAAAAAAAGCUAAGACGUCUGCAACAAAUUAUCAAAGAUGUUUAGAUAGAACUUUAUCAGAACUCAAGAACAUUUCUGCAUCAUUAAGUAAAAAAAUAGCACCAAAAGAGGAAGACGAAUUUGAUAUGUUUGGAAAAUUGAUUGCGUGCCAAUUAAAAAAGCUUCCAAUAAUCGUAGCUUUAGAAGCGCAGCAAUAUAUAUUCUCCUAUUUGAUUCAGAAACGCAUCGAACACAUUCGCCGAACAAAUAGACAAUAUGAUGCAGCUUCACCAGAUAGUGCUAUGGAAUCUUCCCACAGUGAUGCGGAUAUACCAUCACAAGAAGUUGGAUCUGCUGAUCAAGCUGAUGUAUAAGAUAGAUGAUUUUAUGUUUAUAUUACUAGAAAUAUAAUACUAGAAUUAUUAUUAUUAUUCUAGAUACUAUUAUACCUAGAUCUAUCUAAUUACUAUUAUAAUAAUGUAAGUAAUACUAGAAAUAAAGAAUAUUUCAUUUCGUA
Messenger RNA from Diabrotica virgifera virgifera (western corn rootworm), 1189 nucleotides. RefSeq lists its product as uncharacterized. The transcript is spliced from 2 exons. The record is from RefSeq and is a predicted model, not a curated record. Bases 174 to 1046 code for a protein of 290 amino acids. NCBI's taxonomy places the organism in Eukaryota, Metazoa, Arthropoda, Insecta, Coleoptera, Chrysomelidae.